AUGAGAAUUAAAUUGAAUAUUGAUGGGAUGUACAAUUGCAUUGAAUUUGUUGAAGAACACAAUCAUGAACUUCACUUGCCAUCAACUAGUCAUUUGAUGAAGUCACAAAGGAUUGUUUCUGAAUUUCAUGCAUUUGAAAUUGAUCUGGCAGAUGACUCUGGUAUUAGACCUAAGGACAUGUUUGAGUAUAUAAGUAAGCAUAUAGGUGGCAAACAGAGCAUUGGGUGCCUGAGGGAAGAUCAAAAGAAUUAUCUUCGAACUAAGAGUCAACGAGACCUUCGUUAUGGUGAAGCCAAGAGUUUGCUACUAUAUUUUGAAAAUCAAUUUGGUGAUGUUGUUAGCUUUGAUACAACAUUUUCUACGAACAAAGAGUCUAGACCUUUUAGGAUAUUUGCUGGAUUCAAUCAACAUAGGGGAAUCAUCAUAUUUGGGGCUGCACUUUUGUAUGAUGAGAUGGUUGAUUCGUUCAAAUUUUUGUUUGAGGUUUUUCUGAAAGCUCAUGGACAAAAGAAGCCAAUAACUAUUUUUACAGAUCAAGAUGCUGCAAUGGGGAAGGCUUUGACUGAGGUGUCACCUGAGACCAAGCACAGCUUGUGUAUAUUGCACCUAAUGCAAAAGGGCAUAAAGCAUAUGGGCAACAUGAUGAAAGAUGGCUUAAAUUUUUUAGCAGAUUUGAAGAAGUGUAUGUUCCAUUAUGAUGAUGAAUCACAAUUUGAAAUUGCAUGGGAUAAACUAAGGAGUGAUUAUCAGGUUAACGAAAAUUCAUGGUUAGACCGUAUUUAUUGUCUUAAAUAUAAAUGGACCAAGUGUUAUAUGAAGGAAACAUUGACUAUAGGAAUGCGGAGUACACAACUAGGUAAAAGUAUAAAUGGUGACAUGAAGGAUUACUUAAGUUCAACUCUUCACCUUGUACAAUUUUUCAAGCACUUCAAAAGGAUUGUGGCUGACAAGCGAGCUAAUGAGUUGAAGGCAGAGUUUGAUGCAAGAAAUAAGCUUCCAAGAAUUUUAUUCUUAAAAUCAUCUGUUAUGAAUCAAGCAGCAAGAGUUUACACUCCUAAGAUUUUUGAGAAACUUCAGAAAUAUUGUCAAAAAUUUGAUCAUAUUUUUAAAGUUCUAGAUGUCGAUGAUUUCAAAUAUAUUCCAGAUACAUAUAUAUUGAGGAGAUGGACAUGGAUAGCAAGAAAUACUGUUGUACAUGAUACUGAAGGAAAAGUUGUUGUGGAAGAUGUCCACCUGGAUUAUUCACAAAUGUAUAGACGUAUUUGUCCUAAACUGGAUAGGAUUGAGGCAAUAGCAUCAAAUUCAUCUGAGGGUUAUGCUUAUGUGGACAAUGUUGCUGAUGAGCUCUGUAAACAUCUGAAAACUAUAAAUAUUAGUUUUAAUGGGCAGGAUGAUAAAAGGGUUCUAAUUAAAGAUAUUGUUGUCAACAGUGGAGUAACUCUCAAGAAAAAAGAUGGUCCAAAGAAGGUGGUAGACGUAAGAAGAGUUGGGUGA
Macadamia integrifolia is the source of this 1494-nucleotide messenger RNA. Its product is annotated as protein FAR1-RELATED SEQUENCE 5-like. Gene Ontology annotation, biological process: regulation of DNA-templated transcription. The coding region runs from base 1 to 1494 and encodes 497 amino acids. The record is from RefSeq and is a predicted model, not a curated record. NCBI's taxonomy places the organism in Eukaryota, Viridiplantae, Streptophyta, Magnoliopsida, Proteales, Proteaceae. The transcript has 3 exons.